Messenger RNA from Onychostoma macrolepis, 3796 nucleotides. It is a transcript of the gene f7, whose product is annotated as coagulation factor VII. Gene Ontology annotation, biological process: proteolysis; blood coagulation. The coding region runs from base 46 to 1359 and encodes 437 amino acids. The transcript has 8 exons. Lineage: Eukaryota; Metazoa; Chordata; Actinopteri; Cypriniformes; Cyprinidae. The record is from RefSeq and is a predicted model, not a curated record. Gene Ontology annotation, cellular component: extracellular region. Gene Ontology annotation, molecular function: calcium ion binding; serine-type endopeptidase activity.
CCUUUGAACCUGCAGCAAAAGAUACACACUGAACCGCUGUUCAACAUGACUCUCCUAUCCGGCUUUUAUGUCCUUUUGGGUCUUUACAGCUGUCAUUCUGCUACAGUGUUUGUGGGGAAGGACGAGGCUCAUGGGGUUUUGAUCCGGACCAAGCGGGCAAACUCAGGCUGGUUUGAGGAGUUAAAGAUGGGCAAUCUGGAGAGGGAGUGUCUGGAGGAGAAGUGUUCGUAUGAGGAGGCGCGGGAGGUGUUUGAACACACGGAGGCCACCAAUGAGUUCUGGAAGAUCUACGAUGUUAAAGAUCAAUGUGAAUCAAAUCCAUGUGAGAAUAAUGGGCUCUGCACGACCCAGAACGCAGAAUCCUACACGUGUCUGUGUUUGCCGGGCUUCAGUGGACGUAACUGUGAGCAGGCGAUUAAAGACGUUCCUGACUCCUGUCUGCAUGAUAACGGGCGCUGCGAACACUUCUGCAUGGAGGAGGACGCUCAGCGUAACUGUUCCUGUGCCGAUGGAUAUUUCUUAGGGUCAAAUGGUCAGAAGUGUCUGACACAUGAGGCUUUUCCGUGUGGGAAGGUUCCUCUUCUUCAGGGUGGAGGUGCUGCUAUGAGUGCUAAGGACGACGUGAGAUCUCGUAUCGUUGGUGGAGCUGAAUGUCCUAAAGGUCACUGUCCAUGGCAGGUGUUGCUAAAGUACGGUCAGAAGGGUUUCUGUGGAGGUGUGAUCUACAAACCCACCUGGAUCCUCACAGCCGCCCACUGUUUGGAAAAACUCAAUGUCAGGUUUCUCAAGAUAGUCGCAGGUGAGCAUGACAUCGAGGUGGAGGAAGGCACAGAGCAGGUCAUCCAGGUGGAGCAGAUGCUCAUGCACCCCGGCUACGAAUUUGAGACCUCAGACAACGACAUCGCUCUGCUGCGUCUGCAAAGGCCCAUCGUCUACAGCACCUAUGCCGUCCCCGUCUGCCUGCCGCUGCGAGACAUGGCCGAGCGCGAGCUGUGGGCCGUCAGCAAGCACACGGUGAGCGGCUGGGGCAAACGCAGCGAGGAUGGGCCCACGUCACGCUUCCUGCGCCGCCUGCAGGUGCCCCGCAUCCGCACGCAGGAGUGCAUUGAGAGCAGCAACGUGGCGCUCACCAGCAACAUGUUCUGUGCCGGUUACAUCGAGGGGAAGCAGGACUCGUGUAAAGGGGACAGCGGCGGGCCACUGGUGACCCGCUACAGGGACACCACCUUCCUGCUGGGCAUCGUGAGCUGGGGGAAAGGCUGCGCCCGACCAGGGUCCUACGGCAUUUACACCCGCGUCUCCAACUACCUGCAAUGGAUCCACGAACAGAUGGCCAAUUCUACAGCUGCAACACAAUGAAGCGUUAACGCACAGCGAAUCCUCUAUUUAUGUUUGAUCAUGUCUGAUUUUCUUCUGUGUGUUUGCUAUUUUUAUCCAUCAUUACCUCAUUCACAAAUAAAUAAUUCAGUAGUAUGUAAAUGAUUUAUGCUUAUUUGGUUUGUAUGUCUGUGUGUGCUUGCAUUUAAGAAAUUCUGUGGGAGAAUCCAGAUUCAAAUAGGAACCUGCACAAUAAGUUUUGUGCAAGGGUGAAAAAACUUCUCCAUGCAUAUUUCGCUCGUGUUCAAGCUGGUCAUGCGAAUUCACCGCAGUGACUGACAGAAAGCUGCUUGGUUUGAAAGUGACUUCUGUGUGAACUGUGCUGCAUACAUAUAAACAAUAGACCUUUUCUGACUGCAUAAUUGCAUUGAAAUUUCAUUAAUGUGACUGCACCUAAAGAGAGUGCAUGUGUGACCCUGUUCCCACCUGCUAUUAAGAUGCAUUUUUGGUUAUCUCAAGUGGUCAGUGCUAAAUACAGGUGGAAAUGGGGUCAAAAUAUUUUGAGAAAUGAGUGAAAAAAUACAGUAGUUAAAAAUGCUUUGCAUUUCUGCAGGAAACACUAUCCGCCCUGAAUGAGCCGCCUAGUACUUUCCCACUCACUCAUAUAUACAUUGCAAAAAAUGGCUGAUCUUACUUAUUAUUUUUGUCUUGUUUCUAGUCAAAAUAUCUACAAAUUCUUAAAUUAAGAUGCAUUUACUAGAUAAGCAAAAUAUAUUUAGUCUUGUUUCCAGGGGAAAAACACUAAAUGAAGUGCAUUUUAAUAUGAAUAUGCAUCUUAAUUUAAGAAUUUGUAGAUAUUUUGACUAGAAACAAGACAAAAAUACUAAGCAAGAUAAGCCAUUUUUUGCAGUGAAUCUGUAAAGCGGCAGAUGUGCUUCGCUUUUCGUUCCACUGACUUCCAUUCAUGCAAAUACAGCAGACAGUAAACACAAGCUCAUGCAAAUUUCACAGCAUUCCAAAGUUCAGCUUCGGUGAACUCUGACCUGUGAAUUCAUAUCACUUGUAAGAUGCUGAGACCAAUAAAAGACUGUCAGGCCACGGUGUGACCUCUUUCAGUUGAAUAAAAAAAAAAACGCAAGCUUUAAGUCUGUAAGACUGCAGAGUUGCAGUAAAGUGGAGCAGAUUGCAUAUUUUUACAUUUUGGAUGUAAUAUAUCUUUAAUUCUGUUUACAAAAAAAAGGACACAGCAGAGUCUGACAUCAUGUUACGAUUAUUAUGCAGUAUUCGUACAAAUUUUGUGGACUCAAAGUCUACUGUGACUAUAAGGCUUAAGAUCGUGUUUGUGCAAAAAUGAUGAAGAAAUAAAAGAAGGAGGGUCUUUAAGAAAUCUUAUAACAGAGGUGAUGACCAAAGGAGACCGAUGUGUCUCAGCUGACCAAAUUUUGAUCAGAUCACCUAAAAUCCAACUAAUAACAGGUGAAAUCUGAUAUACCAGUAAAUUUCGACCUUGUGGGGACCUUUUUGGUCACAUGAGAAUUCAGAACGCAGCGGCUAGAAUGAUUAAAUCUGCAAAAAAACAUGAAUCGGUUACUCCAUUACUUGCACUCAAUUGGCUGCCGGUAAGGCUUAAAAUGAUUUGUAGGAUACUUAUUUUUGUUUUUAAGGCCCUUCACAAUUUAGCCCUGGGGUAUGUGUCAAGCAUGGUUUAUAGUCUAUACUCUAUACUCUAUGGUCUAUACUCCUUUGAGAUCUUUGAGGUCUGAAAAUCAACACCUCCUUUGUGUGACUAGGACAAAAUAUAAACACAGGGGACAUAGAGCUUUUUCUCGAGCCGGUCCAAAACUGUGGAAUAACCUUCCUCUUACUAUUAGAUCUGUUAAUUCAUUAUCGGUCUUUAAGGCUAUGUUAAAAGCACAUCUUUUAAAAACUAAUGAGGAGCUGUUGUAGAGCAGGUUUAGUUAUUUGAAAUGUGUUUAUGUUGUUAUGUAAUGUGUGUUGUCAUUUGUGAUUAUGGUUGUUUUUAUGUAAAUUAGCUGUGAUAUUGUGAAGCACUUUGGGCAACCUGGUGUUGUAUUAAAUUGUGCUAUAUAAAUAAACGAACAAGAACAUGAGGGAAAAAGCAUAUAAAUCAUACAGAAUGAAGUGUUUGAGAAUCUAAAAAUGCCUGUAGUUUUGUGUAACGAGCAGGUUUAGGGUAAGAGGACAGAAAAUACAGUUUGUACAGUACAAUAAAACCAUUACACCUAUGGAAUGAACCCAUGAAGCAUGUGUGUGUGUUUAUUGUAGAUGACCAACAUCGGUAAAAAACUAUUUUCUAAUAGCUCUGCUGAAAAAAAAACAAUAGACACCAUCACAAAAUUAGUAAUGGUUUUACUGGUUAUAAUGGGACUUGUAUUGGUUCUACUGGUAACUGUAAUGGACCCUGUUGGUCUCUGCUGGUAAUUGUUCGAUUUCUAUUGGUGGCUUGUUAAAACCAAUG